AGAAAACGAGCAAAUCAACUCUUAAUUCGUUUGGUGUAGAAACACAACUGUAUUCUAUCAUUGAGGCAUGGGGAGUCCCCCAUUCGUCAGCAUGAUAGAUAAGCUAGUGCAUCACGACUCACUGUUUCAAUCUAGGGUGGCUUGAACAACCUGCUUACAAACAGCUAAUAUUAAGUUCAUAUUUUUCAUUUAAGUAGCACUACUCCUAGUGCCGUACUCUCCUAGUAAACAUGGUUAGAGCUUGCUGUAGAAUAGAGUAAAAAUGCCACAAUGAAUCACUUUACAGGCUGGUUCUGGUUAUUCCAUUGUCGAGCUUCUUGUUGUUUUCCCAUGUGUCUUCAUCAACCAACCACCCCGGAGACAACUCCUCCUGCCUACUCCAACUAAGAGAAAUAGAGUGCAAUGUAAAGUAAGUAGCCGGGCCGAUCGACUUGAUUCACCAAGUAAAAAUAAUUCCUUCACUAUGUAAUGUAUAUAUACUACUGAUUGUCAUCGCUAUGGCAGCAACGUCACUGGGCGGCCACCAUCCCUGUUUAAAUAAUUGCGCUCCACGUAAUGCUUCCCUGGUUGUGGUUAUUUUUGUUGUUAGGUAAUCAUCCGACCUCCAGCCCUGAUUUAAUAAUUUUGCUCCACGUAAUGCUUUGUUGUCUGUGGUUAGUUUAGUGAGGUUAUAAUCACACCAGUUGGUAGCAUCACUACCAUCUACUGAUCGCCACUGUAGAGAGAGAAACAAUAACUAAAGUAAAACAAAGCAAUCAGACUUGUGGAGACUCAGUUCAAGCUAGAACAAAAGUACACAUCUCUUUUUGUAUAUAUAUCUGCCCUUCUGGAGACACACUAUCUCCACCCUCUUGUUCUGAGCAACGCUACCAACAGAAUUCUCGGGCAGGCGGCUUCCUCACCAGGGAUCUCCUCCACGGCCGUCGACGCCGGCAAGCAGGUGGCUCCCCGUUGCUCAUCUAGGUCCUCACACCAAAUAUCCUUAACCUGCACGUUAUGUGGUGACGUGCCAACACAGCACACCUGAGGAGAGGAUGGACACUCUCCUCAGCGCGGCGCAGUGGAUGGUGGGCAAGGCGCUGGCCUCUGUAGCUGAUGGCGUGCUGGAGGCUUGGGAUGCCAGCAAGAACUUCGGUCUCAACAUUGAGGCCCUGAGGACAGAACUGCUGCUCGUGCAGGCCACGCUCGAAGCAGCCAGCCGCAAGAAGAUUGGCGGCAAAGCCAUGGAGGAGCUGCUGCGGAAGCUGCGGCACUCGGCGCACGGUGCGGAGGAUUUGUUGGAUGAGCUCGACUACUUCCGUGUCCAUGACGAGCUCCACGGCACAUACGACGCUGCAGACCAGCAUGCCAAGGGCGGCGUCCAUGACCUUGCCCUUAAUGCUCGUCACACCGCCAAAGCCGUGCUUGGUUUAUCUUCAGCUGCCACCCCUGAUGAACCUGGAAAGGUACUAGAAGAUGCAAGACAACGAGUCGGUUGCUGUGCUUGGCCACUUGCUAUGCACAAGUCACGCGGAAGUUCCUCCUCAUCGCUAAAUUCCAAUCAGGCUGACGAGGAGGUGGUCAGUGGAUGCAUGCCCAAGCUCGGUAAACUCCUUGCACUCUCAUCUUCCCCACAUGUUCGUGAUGAUAAUUCUGGCCAGUCAACUCUUUGUGAUGCGCCACAGAGAGAGCAUGCAGAAGAAACACCAAUGCUGGGGUUUAAUAGAGCUGAUUUCUCUGAAAGAAUGAAGCUCAUUGUAGAGCAACUUCAGCCUGUGCGUAGGGACUGUACCAAGAUUCUGCAGACCUUGGACCGUAUCACCCUCCCAGAUAGUGCCCAGAGUCGUCCCAUCACAACCGGUCGAAGUAUAGAGCCAAAAUUAUAUGGGAGGGACAAUACUAUGAAUAGCAUCAUACAUGAUAUGACCAAGGGUAAAUACCAUAGACAGGAUCUGACUGUGCUUCCAAUUGUUGGUCCGGGGGGGAUAGGAAAGACAACACUGAUACAGCACAUAUAUAGAAACCAACAAGUUCAAAAUCAUUUUCAAGUCAUCAUCUGGGUAUGUGUGUCGCUGAGUUUUAAUUUGAAUAAGCUCAUAGAAGAGAUUAAAACAUAUAUCCCUCAAGUUGAAGGAGAAAAAGAUGGUAGAGCCGAAGAUCUAAUUGAACAGAGAUUAAAAUUUAAAAGGUUUUUGCUUGUACUGGAUGAUAUAUGGGAGUUCAGUGAUGUGGAUGACUGGAAAAGGUUAUUGCUGCCACUCAGAGCUUCACAAGAAAAAGGUAGCAUGAUUAUACUCACAACUCGGUUUCCAGCAAUAGCAAAGAUGGUUAAAACUACUGAUCAUAUAGAACUGGAAGGGUUAGAACCCGAGGAAUUUAGGAAGUUAUUCCUUGCAUUUGUCUUUGGCGAUGAGCCCUUUAGAAGUGAUCACAAAUUUUUGCUCGAGACCGGAGAUAAGAUAAUGGAAAAACUGAAGGGCUCCCCUCUUGCUGCAAAAACUGUUGGUACAUUACUUAGAAAAGACCUUAAUUUUCGCCAUUGGAGAAGGGUCUUAGAAAGUAAAGAAUGGGAGGGGCAGACCGGUGCCAAUGACAUUAUGCCUGCCUUGAAGCUUAGCUAUGACUAUCUUCCUUUCCAUCAACAACAAUGUUUCUCCUAUUCUGCAUUGUUUCCUGAAGACUACGAGUAUAGUGCCACUGAGCUAAUUAACUUGUGGAUUGGACUUGAUAUUUUACAACCUGGUGGUCCAAACCAAACAUCAGAAGACAUAGGUUUGAGCAAUUUAAAUGAUCUGGUCAUACAUGGAUUAUUCAGGAAAGAGGAAACUGAUGGUCGUUUGCAUUAUGUAAUGCAUGACCUUCUACAUGAUUUAGCAUUGAAGGUUGCAUCUCAUGAAUGUCUUACCGUGCAUCAUUCUAAUGUGGGAUCUGUAAAAAUUCAGUCAUCCAUCCGUCACUUGUCUAUAAUUAUAGAUGAUGAUAAAGUUACCCAUGAAAACUUUAAGAGUCAAUUGAGAAAGCUGAAGGUGGGAUUGAAAGUUAAGCAAUUGCACACUUUGAUGUUAUUUGGAGAAAUGGACGAAAGCUUUGCCAGCAUUUUAGAGGAUUUGUGCAAGGAAGCAAAUGCUCUUCGCUUUCUCCGUUUAGUUAAUAUGCCGUCUUCUGCAGAGUCCAUAUUACAUAGCUUUUCAGCACUUUUCCACCUACGAUACCUAUGUCUGGGGACAAAGUAUGGGAGGGAGAUGCAUUUACCACUUACCAUUUCUAGAUUCUAUCACUUAAGGAUUCUGGAUUUAGGAUCAUGGUACCGUUGUCGUGAUUUUCCCAAAGACCUGAGCAACCUUGCAAAAUUGCGUCGUUUUUAUACCCCAAGUGAUGAGUUGCAUUCUGAAAUUUUUAAUGUGGGAAAGCUUGUACUCUUGGAGGAGUUGAAGGUAUUUAGAGUCAAUAAAGAAAGUGAAGGAUUUGAACCAAAGCAACUUGAGAAUUUGACCGAACUAAGGGAGCUUGGCAUCUAUAACCUUGAGAAUAUACGUACCAAAGAAGAAGCGGCCAAAACAAAACUGACAGAGAAAAGCAACUUGAAGAGGUUAACCUUAGAUUGGGAUAUUAAGCGGUCUAAUACUGAUCCUUAUGUGGAAGCAGUCAUCCUUGAGAGUCUUCAACCAAAUAGGUAUCUUUUAGAGUUAUGCAUUAGAGGGCACGGUGGCCCUUCUUGUCCAACAUGGUUGGGUGAUAAUCUCUCUGUUGAAGCCCUUCAAUCUCUUCAUCUCGUUGGUGUUUCUUGGCAACGUCUCCCUUCCUUAGGGAAAAUGUGGGGUCUUGACACAUUAAAACUGUACAAUAUUGUCCCAAUGAAGGAGCUUGUUAUAGAUGAGAGCUUUGACAGGCUAAUAAGGCUUGAACUUGUUGGCUUGGCAAGUUUUGAAAAAUGGUUACCAUCACAGGAUGCUCAUAUGUUUCCUCUUCUACAAGUACUGAUUAUCAGAGGCUGCCCUAAACUCUUGGAGUUGGCAUUUUCAAACCACAUUGUUUACUCACCAAAUGAAGACUGGAACAUUGGUUGGUUUCCAAAACUGCAAGAGCUUGAGAUAUAUAACUGUCCAGAAUUCUUGUUAGUUGUUCAUAUGCCCUGGACUGAAACUUUGUGCUCCGUCAAAAUACGAGGUGUAAAGCUUCUAGAGAAGUUUGAGUACUCAAAAUUAUCCUACAGAAUAGAACUGGAAAUUUUCGGGAAGGAUGAUCUGCAGAGCUUAGAUCAGAUUUUGGCAUUCAGUAAUCUUAUGGGACUGGAGAAGCUGACACUCAAGAAGUGCCCAUCUCUGGACUCAAAGCACCUUCUGAUGCUAACCUCACUGAAGACACUGGCUAUAGAGAAUUCAGAUGGUCUUGUUGGGUCACUAGAAGGUGAGGGUGAUGUUGAAUGGCAGCUCCCUAUUGAGAUUCUUAUGGUCGAGGAAUUACGUGGUGCCAGUGGGAAGGAACUGACACAGCUCCUCACCCACCUCCCAAAGCUCUCCAAAUUGGACAUCAGAAACUGCACAACUAUAACACAUCUGGCAAUGGGGGUGGAUGUGCAGCAAACAACAUUAGCAGCAACGUCAGAGGUGGGAGAAGAAGAUAGGUUGCUGGCCCUCCCGGCCCAUCUCUAUGGCUCACUACAGGACCUGGUCAUCUCUCUAUGCCCAGAGCUGGUCCUGGUGGAGCCUUCAACUUUUCUUCCUGCCAGAGGGUUUCAAGCCCUGCGGUCCCUCCAGACUUUAGAAAUUCAGCACAGCCCCAAGUUGCUAUCCAGAUGCUCUUUUUCUGGCUGUCUUUUCCCAUCCUCUCUGCAAGAGCUUGUUCUUCAAGGCAUGGAAGGAAUGGGGACGCUGGAGCCCCUCUCAAACCUAACCUCUCUCACCCGAUUGGAUUUGUGGUAUUGUGGCGAGGAUCUGAGAUGCAAGGGCCUGGGGCCUCUUCUUACCACUGGGGGACAGCUUAGGAAAUUACUUGUCUAUGGCAGCCCAAGAUUCUUUGCUGAUCCCAGGCAAGUGUUGCUACAGGAGGAUGAAGGAGAAGAGCACCAACUUGUUUCUCCUGCUGCAGUUCAUUCAUGCAAACUGCAGGACUUCUCUACUGAUGACGUCGUGGGAUUCCUUGUUACACCCAUCUGCAGCCUCCUGUCUUCCUCCCUCACAUGCCUGCAACUUUAUCAGAACUUCAAUUACAAGGUGGAGCGCUUCACAAGCGAGCAAGAGGACGCCCUUCACCUCCUCGUCUCCCUCCAGCAACUCGAGUUCCGUGAAUACAACAAGCUUCAGCACCUCCCUGCAGGGAUGCACAAGCUUACCAACCUCAAGCGCUUAGAGGUCUUCUCAUGUUCAGGCGUCCAGUCACUCCCCAAGGAUGGCCUCCCCGAAUCACUGCAACUACUAGAUGUCAGUGACUGCGGCAACGAGGAGCUGAAACAGCACUGCAUGGGGUUAGUGGGAACCAUCCCAAAAAUCAUACUAUGACAGAUCCAAGGCCCCUGCCUUGGAUGUUGUUCCCUUGUAGAUUCAUCUAGGUUUGAAUUGAAUGGCUCAACUCUUUCAAUGCAUACACUUGCUUGCCAUAUUCAUAACAUGGGGGGUCUUGUGGCCACCUUUUUUCUACCUGUACAUAAUCUGGUAUUCUUACAUUUGUUCGUAGGCUUCUACAUACUUUUCAUUUUAAUUUGGGUGGUUUUCACUCAUCAAUACUCACCGAUAUGCUUGGCUAGUUUUGGUGUGAGGAUCACCAUGGUAUAAUUCAGGAAUGAAUCAUGCUUCCGUGCUAGACUACAGAGAUUAUGGCCUUCCGCUUCCUUCAUGUACAUAAAUCUGGGUUGGUGGUGGGGGCGGCAGGGGCGAGGUCCAUGGAGGCGUCCUCCAUCGCAGUUUGGGGCUUGGCGCCAGCGAAAUUCGAGUGUGAGUGGCCGGAGAGGAAGUGGCUUGUGUGCCAACAAUCCUGGGAGUGGAAGAAGGGGCAUGCCGACGUGGUUGUUCUCCAUGCCGACACACUUCUAGCCAAAUUUGGGCUUGGAAGGUCGCCGUGAACGCCUGAGUUCGCUAGAGUGGGGUUUUCGUAUCCUCCUAUCUGCGCAGGCCCAAACAGACAGCAUAUGUUGGUUUGGGUCACUCAGAUAAUUGAUGGAUAAGGGUUGUAGGUGACACUAACAGUCUAAACGAAAACAGCUCAGGAUUACUAUAUCGAAGUCUCAUCCACUCGGAAAAGUAUUGUACCAAGUGACUUGUACUAGUUCAUCUGAAGCUACUUUUGAAUACAAUGAGUAAGUACCAUCAACCCUCA
This is a messenger RNA of Lolium perenne, 6291 nucleotides long. RefSeq lists its product as uncharacterized. The record is from RefSeq and is a predicted model, not a curated record. Gene Ontology annotation, molecular function: ADP binding; ATP hydrolysis activity. NCBI's taxonomy places the organism in Eukaryota, Viridiplantae, Streptophyta, Magnoliopsida, Poales, Poaceae.